CGUCAACUUUGCCGGUAUCGAGAAGCAGCUUAACAACCGCCCCAUGGCCCUUCUCUGCCGCCAUAUGCAGUGCUGUCUGUCCAUCCUUAUCCUUAGAAUCUGCGUCAACCUUGCCGGUAUCGAGAAGCAGCUUAACAACUGCCUCAUGCCCAUUCUCCGCUGCCAUAUGCAGCGCUGUCCGUCCAUCCUUAUCCUUAGGAUCUGCGUCAACCUUGCCAGUAUCGAGAAGCAGUUUAACAACCGCCUCACGCCUAUACGCUACCGCCAAAUGUAGCGCUGUCCGUCCAUUCUUCUCUUUAAGGUCUGCGUCAACCUUGCCGGUAUCGAGAAGCAGCUUAACAACCGCCUCAUACCCAU
Messenger RNA from Neurospora tetraspora, 357 nucleotides. RefSeq lists its product as uncharacterized. Lineage: Eukaryota; Fungi; Ascomycota; Sordariomycetes; Sordariales; Sordariaceae. The transcript has a single exon. The coding region runs from base 44 to 274 and encodes 76 amino acids. The record is from RefSeq and is a predicted model, not a curated record.